GCCUCACAGCAUUAAAAACAGUACAAUUAAAAACGGGCGCGACGGCAGCGCUUUUACGACAGAGGGGGGUGGCGUCGCUUUACGGCGGAAGGAGAAGAAGAGGAGAAGGAGGAGGAAAAGGAAGAGGAGGGAGCAAAACAAAGAGGCGGCGGAGGAGGGAGAGGCGGCGAUGGCGGGGCGCUGAGGUAAAGAGAAUGAUAGAAAGGAAAGAUAUAAGAAUGUUGACCUUUCUAUGGUUGUAUAAUGGAAGAAAACAUAACAGAGGAUGUCUGUACUAGAUCGCUUGGAUGGCUUCAGCGACAAGAUAAUGAUGCUAAACCAUGGCUCUGGAAAUUGUCUAGUUGUUUUUCAGCUACUGAUCAGAGUCUUCCUCUCAACCCCCAAACGAACGAGUACAUGGAGAAUAAAACAGCUACUGUGGAGUUGAAGGACACUCCAUCCAUUCAUUCUGCUUCUUCAGAACAGUUUACAGCUGUCCCCCUUCCUGAUUUGCACUCUCUUCAACAAAUGCAAAUACAACUUUCACCUGGUUCUAAAGUAAGCUGUUGUACUCAUGGUUCUGACUCUUCCUCUCAUGCUCCUCGGCUGCACCUUGGUGGUGGCGGCAGCAGCGGUGGUGGUAGUUCAGUUCACUCUGGCACAAUGUUAGACUCAAAAGGCUCUGGGACAAUCACUUGUCAAAUAGGGACAGGGUUUGCUUAUCAGUCUGCAUCCUCACUCAAGACUGUUUCGGCUAGAAGCGGCGUGACAGGCAUUGCCAGCGACUUGUCCAGAGUGUGCCUGGAAAACAGUGUCUCUACCUGCUCACAUUUCCCAUGCUGUGGAAAACUCCACUUCCAGUCCUGUCACAGUAAUGUGCACAAACUACAUCAGUUUCCUACUCAUCAGAGCUGUGCGACCUCGGGUUAUUUUUCCUGUUCUGAAUUCUCAAGUGGGGCUGCAGGGCUUUUGGAGGAACAUGUUACACAAUCGGAGCGAACGUCUUGUGUUUGUACCAACUCUCUGCACCUGAAAGUGGCACCUUCAGUUUGUUUAAAGGGCUCUCACUACUGCACUGAGUGUUUAAGUAAGCCAUCCAGAGAGAGUUUGGUUGAGGCUGUUAAAAUAUGGCCAAAUAUUCCUCCUCCAAAUGCACAAGCUGCUGCACCUGUCUCCCUCCCAAUAUGUAAUGGCUGUGGAACCAAAGGAGCAAGAAAAGAGAAGAGUUUACUCUUGGCAAGCAGCUUUGGCCAGUUGCCACAGAAAUACGGAUCUCCAGAUGUUGCUAUAACAGGUCAGCUGCUAGAAAACCUACCUCCCAUUGGAGUCUUUUGGGAUAUUGAGAAUUGUUCUGUUCCUUCUGGCCGUUCAGCUGUUGCUGUUGUACAGCGAAUUCGUGAAAAGUUUUUUAAAGGGCACAGAGAGGCAGAGUUCAUUUGUGUUUGUGACAUCAGUAAAGAAAACAAAGAAGUUAUUGAAGAAUUGAACAACUGCCAGGUAACAGUUGCACACAUCAAUGCCACAGCAAAGAAUGCAGCUGAUGACAAACUCAGACAGAGUCUUAGGAGAUUUGCUGAUACACAUGCCGCUCCAGCCACUGUGGUCCUCGUAUCAAGUACAUCUGAUGUGAACUUUGCCCUUGAAAUCAGUGAUUUAAGGCACCGCCAUGGUUUCCACAUAAUCCUGGUGCAUAAAAAUCAGGCGUCUGAAGCACUUUUACAUCAUGCUCAUGAACUUGUCAGAUUUGAAGAAUUCAUUUCUGAUUUGCCUCCAAGAUUACCAGUGAAGAAACCAGCAUGCCACACACUUUUAUAUGUUUACAAUCUGCCAACUAACCGAGACAGCAAAAGUGUUUGCUACAGACUUCGGCGUUUGUCAGACAACUGUGGGGGGAAAGUCCUUACCAUUUCUGGCAGCCGUGCAAUCCUCCGCUUCUUAAAUCAAGAUAGUGCUGAGCGUGCUCAGAAGCGAAUGGAGAAUGAAGAUGUCUUUGGCAACAGAAUUCUUGUGUCUUUUACACCUCAAAACAAAGAACUUGCUGAAACCAAGAAUUUGAGUUCUACAGGAGCAGAAAAAGUGAAGUCUCCAAAAAAAGUGAACAAGAACACAAAGCUAUGCCUCAUGAACAGAGAGUCAAAUGAUCAAUCUUCUGCCACUAAAGCUGUUGUGGGGAAAAACUCUCAAGCACAUGGCACAGCUCCAAAGAACACAAAUGUUAAGAGCUUACAGGAACUGUGCCGUGUGAAGUCAAAAACUAUGAAAGGCUCUGAGAACUGCCAAGACCAGCUAAGAGUGGAUGUUGCUUCCUCACUAAAUAACUCCAUGGCAAAUUCUGUAUCCCCAGUAAACAGAAAGACAGGAACAGGCGAAUCCAUUCUUAAAAGCAAUCAAAAGAAAGAUUUACCUGCACCCAGAAGCAUCAGCAACUCCCCAGUGGAGAGAAAAGAGAAGAACGAUGUGUUCCAAGUUAGCUACCCAUCUGCUUUCAGCAUGCUCACGGCAUCAAGACAGCUCAGUCCUAUUUUGGUAUCUCAAAGCUGCUGGUCAUCAAGGAGUGUGUCUCCAAACAUCUCAAACAGAUCUUCUCCUCUCACUUUCAAUAUCAUAAAUCAUACGGGUAAUGCAGACUGUUUAGAUCCAUAUGCAAAUGGAGUGGACAUUCAAGUCAGCAAUGUAGACUACAGAUUGUCCAGAAAAGAACUGCAGCAAACCUUGCAAGAAUCAUUCUCUAAACAUGGGAAGGUAAAGACUGUAGAACUCAGCCCUCAUACUGAUUAUCAGCUGAAGGCUUUAAUUCAAAUGGAGAAUCUACAAGAAGCAAUUAGCGCUGUCAACAGCCUACACAGAUGUAAAAUUGGCAGCAAGAGGAUCCAGGUCUCUCUAGCUACUGGAGCUACCAAUAAAUCUCAGGCAUUAGUUAGUGCAGAAGCCAUAUCCAUUCUUCAAGAUGCUCCAGCUUGUUGUCUGCCUCUUUUCAAGUUCACAGAGAUCUACGAAAAAAAGUUUGGACACAAAUUAAACGUGUCAGACUUGUAUAAAUUAACUGACAUUGUAGCAGUCCGCGAUCAAGGCAAUGGGCGACUUGUAUGCCUCUUACCUAGCAGUCAAGCUAGACAAAGCCCUUUGGGGUCUUCACAGUCACAUGAUGGUUCUUCAGCUAACUGUAGUCCUAUUAUAUUUGAAGAACUGGAAUAUCAUGAACCUAUUUGUAAGCAGCACUGCAUGAAUAAGGACUUUAGUGAACAUGACUUUGAUCCUGAUUCCUACAAAGUUCCCUUUGUGAUUUUAUCCCUGAAGAUUUUUGCACCCCAAGUUCAUAGCUUGUUACAAACCCAUGAAGGGACUGUUCCAUUACUGAGCUUUCCUGAUUGCUAUGCUUCAGAAUUUGGCAAUCUAGACAUGGUUCAGGAGGGCCAAGGAGGCGUUCCCUUCGAGCAUCUCAUCACAUGUGUUCCUGGUGUUAAUAUUGCUACUGCACAAAAUGGCAUUAAAGUUGUAAAGUGGAUACAUAACAAGCCACCACCUCCAACUACAGAACCUUGGCUUCUUCGUUCUAAGAGUCCUGUGGGUAACCCACAACUUAUUCAGUUCAGCAGAGAAGUGAUUGAUCUUCUUAAAAAUCAACCAUCAUGUAUCAUGCCUGUCAGUAAAUUCAUCCCAACAUACCAUCAUCAUUUUGCCAAACAAUGCCGUGUAUCUGAUUAUGGGUAUUCCAAGUUGCUGGAGUUGCUGGAAGCAGUGCCUCAUGUGUUGCAAAUUCUUGGAAUAGGUACCAAGCGUUUGUUAACUUUAACGCACAGAGCCCAGGUGAAACGAUUUACUCAAGACUUACUGAAGCUUCUCAAGUCCCAGGCCAGUAAACAAGUUAUUGUGAGAGAAUUCUUGCAAGCUUAUCACUGGUGUUUCUCAAAAGACUGGGAUGUAACUGAAUAUGGAGUGUGUGAGUUGGUGGAUCUAAUAUCAGAAAUUCCAGAUACAACCAUCUGUUUGUGUCAGCAAGAUAAUGAAAUGGUAAUUUGCAUCCCAAAGAGAGAACGUACCAAAGAAGAAAUUGAAAGAACAAAGCAGUUCUCCAAGGAAGUAGUUGAUCUGCUUCGUCAUCAGCCCUAUUUUCGGAUGCCUUUCAACAAAUUUAUCCCAUCCUAUCACCAUCACUUUGGGCGCCAGUGCAAGCUUGCCUAUUAUGGAUUUACCAAACUACUUGAACUUUUUGAAGCCAUACCAGAUGUCUUGCAGGUACUGGAAUGUGGAGAAGAGAAAAUUCUUACACUAACUGAUACAGAACAAAUCAAAGCUUUAGCUGCCCAAUUUGUUAAAUUGCUCCGAUCACAGAAAGAUAAAUGCCUUAUGAUGACAGAUGUACUCAUGGAAUAUGCUAAAACAUUUGGCUACGCAUUGCGUCUCCAGGACUAUGAUGUUAGCUCUGUUCCAGCUUUAAUGCAAAAACUUUGCCAUGUUAUCAAGAUUAUUGAUACAGAAUUUGGUAAACAGCUUCAGCUUAUAAAUAAAAAAUCUCUUCGGACCUUAACUGCACAACUUCUGGUGCUCCUGAUGACUUUGGAUGAUGCUACCUGUGUUUCUGUUGAGGAGCUUAGAAGGCAAUAUGAAACCACACAGGGAUCUCCCCUUAAUCCAUGUGAAUAUGGCUUCAUGACAUUUACUGAUCUCCUGAUGAGUGUGCCUUAUUUUAUUGAGGUUUUUAUUGAUGGAGAGGUAGAAUAUGUCAAGCUUACAACCUUGUAUGUAUUUGCCAAGAAAGUGAGGUCUUUGCUUCAUACCUAUCACUACCAACAGAUCUUCCUUCAUGAGUUUUCUACAGCCUAUACCAAAUACACAGGUGAAGUGUUGCAUCCUAAAGCAUAUGGUUACAGUAAUCUUGAAGAACUCCUCGGAGCAAUUCCACCGGUAGUAUGGAUAAAAGGCCAUGGUCAUAAGAGAAUUGUUGUCCUAAAGAAUGAUAUGAAAACUCGUUUUAACUCACCUAGUCUUCCUGUUGCUGAUGAGAAUACUGAAAAUCAGUUUGCUGAUGGCAGUGGACAAGCUAUAGAGCUAGCUAGAGCAAGCAAAUCCUUGGAACUGAACAUGGAAACACCAAAUGCUCCUGUUUCUAAUCAGACUGAGCAAGAACUGCUUUGCCUCACAAAUACAUCACCUGUUGAUCUUCUGUGUGAGCCACUCCCUUCCUGCUUACCUUCCCCACAGCUGAGACCAGACCCAGUCAUCCUUGAAUCAGUGGACCUCAUUCAGUUUGAAGAACAUCCACCAACCCUUUCUGAAACAAUGAUUUUAACUGAAGAAAAAGAGGAGACUGCUGGUGCUUCACAUUCUAAAGAAGAAUUAAGCCACUUCCUCAUAGCAUCUGAUGCUGCGCAAAAUACUUCAGCAUCUCCCCACCCAUCGUCCGAAUCCCAACUAAGCAAAGAACUCAUGGACAGUCCAGCCAAAAGGCAACAUAAAAACCGAGUAAAGUUGGCAGCAAAUUUUUCACUUGCACCUGUAACCAAGCUUUAACUCCGAUUGUGGUGUGAAAGGCAACACACUGUUAGAUUGCACAGCAAUUGGCUACCAUUUAUAUUCUUAAUCAUAGAUCAGAACAAGGGAGAGGCACUUGUGUUCUCUUUGUCACCAUCUGUGAAGGUUUGGUUCAAUUUACACUGAAUUCAGCUGGGCAGGUAUUUUUAUUUGAACUUCAAGUGUUAAGGAUGAGUUAACAUUUUUCCUUUUUUUCCAUUCUGUCAAAUGUCAGUAAAAAGCAAAUGAUAAACUUUGGUUUAGAGCAUGAUGGAAUUUAUGUUUCUAAAACCUCAUAAGUCAUGUAAUCCUCCAUUUAGCAUAUAAGUGUAUAGGCUAUUUCUGACAUUCAUUUUCAGACAAUAAUCCAGUGUGCAAUCUGUCUUGCAAAACAGUGUGUUGGGAAUAUUUUUAAAAAUCUGUUACUGGAUUGGAAUAAACCUGUAUUUGGAAUCUUCAGUGUUAAAUUGAUAUGGGUAAAACUUAGGAUGUUUUGGAUGACUUGUAACUGACACUUGUCAAAAGAUGACUGUAGAAAAUUGUUGGUUUGUUACAAAACCCCUUUUAAAUGCCUUUGGUACUAAUUCAGUUCCACUAAGGAGUCUUGUAGGAAGUUGAGGACAUUUUAAGCUUCCCUUUUUUAGUGCUCCAAGCUGAUGUUGAUCUGAAUGAAGAAAAUGCCUUCCUGUCAUGCAUUUUGAGGUGAACUUUGAAAUGCUUCUUACAUCUGCUGAUUAGAUUACUGGGAGUAUUUGAUAUUGCAAAAAUAUGCAUUUAAAUGCAUAAAUUAUGAAUCACAGCAGAGGUUAAAGGAUCUUUUUAAGAUGGAAGGUAAUGAUGCUACUUCCACUUGCAGAGUUGUGAGCAGGAUAUGGAAAUACCAAGGUUAUGAUGUUUAACCUUGUUUUCUAACUUUUUAAACACAUAAUAAAUGGGAAGCUUAUUUUUGAGUUGCUACAUUUUAACUGUGUCUAGUUUUUAUUCUGAUGUUUACUUCUAGUGUUCAUUGCUGCUCUUCUGUGUUUGUGUGAUUUUCUUCCAGUUCCUAUAGUGGUAUUUUUGUUGGCUUUUAUAAUGGUCAGCCUUUGUUGAAGGAGGCAAGUCAGUGGAGUCCAUUGUACUUCUUAUGGAGAGCUACAACAUCUUCUGAAGCUUUAUUACCCCUGAUGGGUAAACUUGGCAUUUACAAUGGGUUGUAUUUGCCAGGCAAGGAUUCUUAUUGCUUGUCAAAAGGAAAGAACCUAUACCAAAGGUUUCAAGUCUGAACAGAUAUGUUGGGUUGUUGUUUUUUGCAACAAUUAUAUUUUGGAAUAAGGGAUUGAAAAGCAGGCGUGGAUUUCACAGCCAGCAACUGAAAAAUGCCACUUGAUGGCUAUGUCGACUUUUAAAAAAUAAAAUGAAUUUUGUUUAAAAAAUACUUUUAAACAAAACCAGACAUUAAAACAUUACUAAAUUAUAUAGCCAUUAUGAAUGCAGAGAAACACUGGAAGUCUUUCUGAGAUCAUGAUAAAGCACAGAGUGUUUCACAUUUUUACGUUUCUUCUACAGACAUGGGGUUUAUAGGAAUGGGUUUUUAGAAUUUUUAACCAUUUCCUGAACUUAUUUGUGAGACCAUCUUUCCAUUGCCUUAUGUAUCAACUGCAUAAAAUGAAGACCUAUUCAAACCUUGUGUUUGUGCAGAAACAGUCAUCAUGUUGAACUGCAAUUGCAAGUCAUCUAAAAUAACCUGUUAGACCAAGUUUUGGUGACAACUAAAGAAGUAUUGUACCGUUAACGUACUUAAAAUACAGAUGCUGUUAAACCAUCUGUAGAGGAUGAGAAAUCUGUCUGGAUUUGUGUGUAAUUCUGACCUAGAUUGCUGUUUAAAAGUUGUAGAAUGCCAUUUGUUUUUUUCAUAGUGUAAGACCAUCUUCAUUCAGUUUUCUUUUUACAAAGGCUUGACAAAAUAAUGUGACUUGACUGACUUUGAAGAGUAAAUUAAGACAUUGAAAUUCUUUACUUUACACGUUAUAUCUAAUUUUGAUUUUGUGACUAUUUAAAACAAAACAAAAAGACCGUAUCACUGAAACCCUCAACUUGUGCACUCUCCAGAUGGGAUGGGAGACAACAUGUAUCUUUCUCAACUGUCUUCUUCUUUUGGACACUUUUGUGGCUCAAGUGCUGUUUUGUGUGUUGGGACCAAACAGUUGUCAAUAAAAUUUUCAAGCAAGCAUGUAAA
Messenger RNA from Sceloporus undulatus (fence lizard), 7708 nucleotides. It is a transcript of the gene MARF1, whose product is annotated as meiosis regulator and mRNA stability factor 1. Gene Ontology annotation, biological process: post-transcriptional gene silencing. The record is from RefSeq and is a predicted model, not a curated record. The transcript has 27 exons. Bases 244 to 5490 code for a protein of 1748 amino acids. Gene Ontology annotation, molecular function: mRNA base-pairing post-transcriptional repressor activity; RNA nuclease activity; CCR4-NOT complex binding. NCBI's taxonomy places the organism in Eukaryota, Metazoa, Chordata, Lepidosauria, Squamata, Phrynosomatidae. Gene Ontology annotation, cellular component: peroxisome; cytoplasm.